Cordyceps militaris CM01 is the source of this 636-nucleotide messenger RNA. RefSeq names its product guanylate kinase. NCBI's taxonomy places the organism in Eukaryota, Fungi, Ascomycota, Sordariomycetes, Hypocreales, Cordycipitaceae. The record is from RefSeq and is a predicted model, not a curated record. The transcript has a single exon. The coding region runs from base 1 to 636 and encodes 211 amino acids. Gene Ontology annotation, molecular function: GMP kinase activity. Gene Ontology annotation, biological process: purine nucleotide metabolic process. Gene Ontology annotation, cellular component: cytosol.
AUGGCUUCCAGUAGAGACCCAUCUACCCUGGCGAUUAAGCGAGCGGUGCUAACAUGGAUUUCUGCAGAGGUGAAAGACGUUCGGCCGAUUGUCGUAUCUGGACCCUCAGGGGUCGGGAAGGGAACUCUCAUCCAGAUGCUCCAGGAUGCACAUCCAGGUGUUUUCACCAAAACAGUUUCACACACCACACGUCAGCCUCGAGCUGGUGAAAUGGAGGGAAGCACCUACUUCUACAUAACGGAAUCCGAAUUCAAGUCCCUCAUUCUCCAAAAUGUCUUCGUUGAAUAUACGCAGUUCAGUGGCAACUACUAUGGCACUAGCAAAUCGACAAUUACGCACCAAACGGAGAAAGGCUUGGUUGUUCUGCUGGAGAUUGAUAUUGAGGGAGUUAAACAAAUGCGACAGAGAUCCAUCAUCAACGCUCGGUACAUUUUCAUCAAGCCGCCAAGCUUUGAAGAGCUUGCGUCGCGACUUCAGGGACGAAGCACGGAAACUGAAAUGAGUAUACAGAAAAGAAUGCAACAGGCCAAAGCCGAAUUACAGCAAGCAGAAACUCUAGGACUUUACGACAAAAUCAUUGUGAACGAGGAUCUUGCUACGGCGUACAAAGAGCUUGAAAAUUUUAUCUAUGGAUAG